This is a messenger RNA of Olea europaea var. sylvestris, 1059 nucleotides long. Its product is annotated as glucan endo-1,3-beta-glucosidase 14-like. Gene Ontology annotation, cellular component: plasma membrane. Lineage: Eukaryota; Viridiplantae; Streptophyta; Magnoliopsida; Lamiales; Oleaceae. Gene Ontology annotation, molecular function: hydrolase activity, hydrolyzing O-glycosyl compounds. The annotation marks the transcript as partial. The record is from RefSeq and is a predicted model, not a curated record. The transcript has a single exon. Gene Ontology annotation, biological process: carbohydrate metabolic process.
UUCAGAGAUAGAAAUAAGUUAUUUUUACCAUCUAAUUUACUGAUAGUCUCUCUCUCUCUAUGUUCAGAUUCGCUCGUUAGCACCCUCGGCCAUGGAAUCGGAAUUAAUUACGGUCAAAUUGCUAACAAUCUCCCUCCACCGUCGCAUGUGGUAGAUCUCCUUAAAUCUCUCAACUUGAGCAGAGUGAAACUUUAUGAUGCCGAUCCGAAUGUGUUGGCUGCAUUCGCCAAUUCAAAUGUCGAGUUUAUAAUUGGACUAGGAAACGAGUACUUGCAGAAGAUGACGGAUCCUGCUGAAGCACAGACAUGGAUUCGACAGCACGUACAACCUUAUAUUUCUCAAACCAAGAUCACUUGUAUCACUGUCGGAAACGAGAUACUCACGAGUAAUGAUGCUCAGAUGAUGUCUAAUCUACUACCAGCUAUGCAGACAAUGUACAAUUCUCUUUCAAAUCUUGGGUUAAGCAAGGAGGUAUAUGUGACAACAGCCCACUCGAUCGGAAUCUUGGGUAAUUCGUUCCCUCCAUCUGCAGGAGCAUUCCGACAAGAUCUUGCCAACUAUAUCCAGCGCAUAUUAGAUUUCCAUUCGCAGACGGGAUCGCCAUUCCUUAUAAAUGCAUAUCCCUUUUUUGCAUACAAAGAUAACCCCGGUCAUGUUUCACUGGAGUAUGUACUUUUCGAGCCUAAUCCCGGGAUGAGAGAUCCGGUUACAAAUUUGAAUUAUGAUAACAUGUUAUAUGCACAGAUUGAUGCCGUUUAUACGGCGAUCAAAGCAAUGGGACAUACGGAUAUACAAGUUAAAGUUUCCGAGACAGGAUGGCCUUCUAAGGGGGAUCCGAACGAGGUAGGUGCUUCUACAGAUAAUGCUAGAUUAUAUAACACUAACAUGCUGAACCGGAUACAGCAACAUCAAGGUACUCCAGCGAAGCCGUCAGUCGCAGUCGACAUCUACGUUUUUGCACUUUUUAAUGAGAAUUUAAAGCCCGGACCGUCGUCUGAGAGGAAUUACGGAUUGUAUUAUCCUAAUGGUACUCUAGUUUACGAUAUUGGAUCAGCCUCA